Messenger RNA from Amoebophrya sp. A25, 970 nucleotides. The record is from the annotation of a GenBank genome assembly. NCBI's taxonomy places the organism in Eukaryota, Dinophyceae, Syndiniales, Amoebophryaceae.
AGUCUGGUUAGUUUUGCUAUUUGAAUAUUUAAUUUUCUUUUUUACCUUAACAGUGUGGAGAAAGUUCAAUAUAUUUCUUUUUACCUGAGUGUGGUUACUUACUACUUAUGAUUGUAGUACUUAGUUAAGGCAGAAAUAAGAGAAGUACUCAAAGGAUGUCGUGUGCUGUAGUGCUUCAACCAGUGUCCCGUUUGCCGUCUGGCUCAAGUCGUCUGCCUCGGAAGCGAUUUUGCACUCAAACGAAGACGACAUGGGUAGUUGCCUUAUCAGAACAACAAAACGCCGCGUCUUCUCAGCAAAGCUACUAUCAAUUUUUCGAACCAGCAUCAAGCAGAAAAGCGAGGAGCUGCUCACUUGAUCUUGUGUCCCAUGGAGGUGCCAGCUCGUCGUCGACAUCAUGGUCCGUUGUACCAACACUUACUGCCUGUCCAUCAUCAUCAUCAUCAUCAUCAUCCAGGUGUAGCAGUUUUUUACUCAAAUAUCAUGAGUCCUCUUCUUCCUUUUCCAUUAGUCGUGGUUUGUCGUCCUCUUCUCGAGCUUUCGCCUCUGGUGCCCAAGGACGCCCCAACGACCAGGCACCACCAUACGCUAGCGGACUCGCCUUUUUUGGAACAGCUUGUUUCUUACGGGAACAACAUUAGACAAGAUGAAUGCACUUAUAGUACACAAGAAAGAGUCUUUGUUGUAUAUCUGCGUCAUCUUCUCAGGGUAUGCAUAUCUUUGUUGUAUAUCUGCGUUUUCGUGGGCUCAGCUUCUAAGGGUAGGGAUGCUUACAGCUUAUUUCGUGUACGAUCGGAUAACGCAAUCGAACUACGAAAAGCUAAAGGCAGCUUUUGAUCGGCCGCAAUAUUCUUUCCAUUAUGAGCCCAGGCUUUAUGUUUUUGUUACACCGGUGCUCGAUGUGCAGGGUCCACAACCUAACGGACGUACUAGUCUCUUACACGAACGAUUUUCUGACUCCGGUGAAUAG